Molecule: messenger RNA, 3049 nt
Organism: Mytilus trossulus (common blue mussel)
Lineage: Eukaryota; Metazoa; Mollusca; Bivalvia; Mytilida; Mytilidae
Product: tubulin polyglutamylase TTLL7-like
Exons: 3
Coding region: 190-2778 (862 amino acids)
Biological process (GO): protein polyglutamylation; microtubule cytoskeleton organization
Cellular component (GO): cilium
Molecular function (GO): tubulin binding; tubulin-glutamic acid ligase activity
Source: RefSeq, a predicted model, not a curated record
UGUCAACAUUGUGGGAAAGGUGCACAUGAAAGAGAAGAAAGUUAGAAUGAAUGGACUAAGAUGUGUCAGGACUGUUCUUCCCUAAUGUCAUUGAUGCAGAGGUAAAGCAUUCCUGCUUUAGUGGUAGAGGAUUGAGAAUGACAUGAAUCAUCAUCUCUGACAUACUUAGCAUACUAUCAGAUAAAAGGUAUGACUGAUAAAUCUAAGGCCUUGGUGUUCAGACUCAACGAUCAUGGACAGGGACCAGAAAUUAUUCGUCAGAUGUUCCUUGAAAGAGGAUGGAUAGAGUUUGAUGAAGUACAACAAGAAGAUGAAGAUUGGAAUAUAUGGUGGAGGACAUCACGUUUCCGUAACUGUGAUUACGAUUUCCUGCAGUCAUGGCAAAGAUUAAAUCAUUACCCAAAGUCUGUUGGCAUAACAAAGAAAGAUUGUUUGGCGAGGAAUUUAAAAAGAAUGAAAGGAGUACAUGGAACAGGGGUUUAUAAUUUUAGUCCUAUUGCUUUCAACUUGCCAAAUGAUUAUACACGUUAUGUUGCAGAGUAUGGGAGGUUGAAACAACAACAAAAUGAUGGGAAGUCCUUACUGUGGAUAUGUAAACCUGCAGACAUGUCCAGAGGAAGGGGAAUAUUUCUGUUCCGAGACAUAUCUGAGCUUCAAUAUGAUUGUAAUGCAGUUGUACAACGAUAUAUAGCAAAACCAAUGCUGAUUGGUGGAUAUAAAUUUGACCUCCGCAUUUAUGUAGCUGUGCCAUCAUUUCACCCAUUGUCCGUUUACAUCUAUGAAGAAGGUAUAGUGAGAUUUAGCACAGAAAAAUAUGAUCUUAAUACAUUAACUAAUGUAUUUGCUCAUCUGACAAACACAUCAAUAAAUAAGCAUAGUCCGUCCUAUACUACUGACAAGGAGUACAUUGGCCCCGGUUGUAAAUGGACACUUACACAAUUGCGUCAUUAUUUUCAUCAAAACAAUAUCAAUGACAAUAUCUUAUGGAUACGAAUAUUAAAUAUUAUAAUAUUAACCAUACUGAUUCAAGCUCCACAAGUGCCAAAAUGUACAAACUGUUUUGAACUUUAUGGAUUUGAUGUUCUUAUUGAUGAGAACCUGAAACCAUGGUUACUUGAGGUUAAUUUUAGUCCUUCACUUAGUGCUGAUUGCCAGGUUGACAUGGUCGUCAAAAAACCACUCCUACAUGACAUUAUACAGUUGAUGAAUUUCAAAGAAUCUGAUGUUUUGAGAGGGGGAGAGAAAUUAAAACGGCAAAGUACUAGGAUAAAAGGUAAUGAAACAAUAGAUAGGUAUGCUUCUAGCAGUCGAUUAAGCCACCAUAGUUCAAUACAGAGGGGAUCAUCGUUUCACAAAAACAUAAGUAGUCUGAGCAAACAGUCAACUGUAGAGAGAGAAUUGGCAUCAUACAUUGAACAGGAUUCUGAUGAAAUUAAAAUUAAAGUAAAGGGAGACGAAUGUCUAGGACUUCCAUUAGUUAACACUAAAGAGGAUAGUCGUCCAAACUCCGGUAGUUCUGGUAUUUCUAGUUCCCAUAGCGAUCUGAGACAAGUUCAUGAGGAAGUUCAUAAACCAAUAAAAAAUUCUAUAAAACGUUCAAAAAGUGCUGAUACAAGAAUUAGUUAUGAUGAAACUGUUGGGUCUCGAGAAAAAGUCAAGUUCUAUAUAGGUCAGAAGAGAAUAGACGAUAAUAACAAUGUGUCAAAAAGUACAUCUGUAAAUAAUAUCAGGGUUCCUCGUAGUGCUGUCACUCGUGAAUCUAGUUCAAGAUACCCAAGAAUUGAUCGUCAGACUACAUCAUCAUCUUUUGCUAAGUCUGAAAUAUCACAUAGACAUGAGAAAGGCUCAAUAAAAAGUUCAGCCACUUCAGACAGUGCAAUUUCCAGUUUUUCUGGAUCAAGUGAAAACUCCGACUUGAUAUCGUUGCCAGUAGAAUCGAUGAAAGCUACACCAAGACUUUUAUCUCAGAGACAGAAUGUUGUCCCAGCAGUAGAAGUUUCAGCAUCAAAUAGUAGUUCAUCUGUAACAGAAUCUAGUCAAACCAUGAAAAUCAAGUCACUACGACCUAAUGGAAACUCAUCAACUUUUCGUAAAAUAUCCGCUCUUGGUGUAAGUAAUGCACCGUCUCAGCUGAAUUCAAACAGAAGUCGCAGCAGAAUGCAAACAAAUAUUAGUAAUUCUUCUGUAUCUAAUUAUCUACCAAAUGUGGGUUAUAAGAAAUUACAGACCACUACACCUGUUCCAAAAGUGACCAUAACACCACGACAUGGUAGUAUUCCACGAAAUAUUCCUAGAAAUCCUGUAGCAAAAUACUAUGGUAAUAAUAAUGGAAGAAAUUCUUCACAAGCUAACAUUAAUCUUACACGAUCACAAUUGUUUGUGUCUAAUUCUCCAACGCAAUCACAGACAAUUAGGUCAUCACUACAAAGUAACAGUCGAGACUUGGGUCAACGGAAUACCAACAAUUCUCGUUUGAGUAUAAGGAGAGAUUCACUCCACAGUAAGCAUCCUGUCAGGCCAAGAAUGAAGGGCCCAGCACCUAUAGUUGGGGACUUCUUUCUAGGAUUUCCUUUUAGUGAAAUUUCAUUAAAAGCAGCAAACACAACACUAGAUGCUCAUGUUGUAGUAAAAGAGACUCAAAGACUUCUGAAGGAAGCAUUAGUAAAAGUAGAUAAAAUAUCAGGUGAUAUUAAAGUGGGUGGACAUCUCCCUUAUGGUGCCUCUGAAUGGGAAAGGAGACUUUGGGGACCAGUCAAACCUCAAGAAGAGAACAGUUGACGAAGGGACAAUUCUUAGGUACACAUGACCCAUGACAAUGUCAUUAAAAGUGACAGAAGAAAGCAAUAUUGUUUCAGUCAGCUGCAAGAUGUGUUAUUAUAAGUCAUGAGUUGUUGGCAUUGUCCUGAUUGGCCAAUCACUGACCAUAACCACACCCACAGCAGAUGAAUUUGGUGGAAACUACAGAGGAUAAGCUUGGUCAUCAGUACCCUGACUUCUUAAUUUUAACAUUCUUUUAGAACAGUUUUGAUGAUACAUUUUGCUUACUAUG